CAAGUUUAAAUUCAUUAACCGAUGAUCCGCAACAUAUCGCUUGGCGUCGCCAUGAACGAAACUAUCGGCGAAACAUCGACGCACGACGUAUCGAUGUUUUUUCACACCACCAGCUUUUUCUUUUCGCUUCUGGUUUCCGGCAAGCUUCAAGAUGACCAUCCGCCCAGCAUACAGGCCCAAGAUCGUGAAGAAGCGCACCAAGCACUUCAUCCGCCACCAGUCGGAUCGAUAUGCUAAGCUGUCGCACAAAUGGCGCAAGCCCAAGGGUAUCGACAACAGAGUGCGUCGCCGCUUCAAGGGACAGUAUCUGAUGCCCAACAUCGGUUACGGAUCGAACAAGCGCACCCGCCACAUGCUGCCCACCGGAUUCAAGAAGUUCCUGGUGCACAACGUGCGCGAGCUGGAGGUCCUGCUCAUGCAGAACCGCGUCUACUGCGGCGAGAUCGCCCACGGCGUCUCUUCCAAGAAGCGCAAGGAGAUCGUCGAGCGCGCCAAGCAGCUGUCGGUCCGCCUCACCAACCCCAACGGUCGCCUGCGUUCUCAAGAGAACGAGUAAGCUUAAGAUUCUUGAGAGUUCUUGUAACGUGGUCGGAAUACACAUUUGUAAACGUUAA
Molecule: messenger RNA, 614 nt
Organism: Drosophila simulans
Lineage: Eukaryota; Metazoa; Arthropoda; Insecta; Diptera; Drosophilidae
Gene: RpL32
Product: 60S ribosomal protein L32
Exons: 3
Coding region: 152-556 (134 amino acids)
Biological process (GO): translation
Cellular component (GO): cytosolic large ribosomal subunit; ribosome
Molecular function (GO): structural constituent of ribosome
Source: RefSeq, a predicted model, not a curated record